Messenger RNA from Porites lobata, 555 nucleotides. Lineage: Eukaryota; Metazoa; Cnidaria; Anthozoa; Scleractinia; Poritidae. The record is from the annotation of a GenBank genome assembly.
AUGGCGACGAAACAUCGGGUCCUUAUCACUGGAGCGUCUGGCCUUCUAGGGCGAGCAAUUCUAAAGCAGUUUUCUAACUCCGAUAGCUGGGAAGUUCUAGGCCUUGCUCAUUCGCGGGCCACAGGGGCUCUAAAAAAGGUAAAUCUGUUGGAUUUCGACGAAGCGCAGCGAGUUGUGACGGAGUUCAAGCCCCAUGUGUUGAUCCAUUCUGCCGCCGAAAGAAGGCCAGACGUCGUGGAAAACGACGAGGAAACUUGCGAAAAAAUGAACGUGGGUAUAACUAAAGUCUUAGCAACAACCAUAAACGAUUUGAACAAUGGAUUGGAAGUCCCGGAACAUUUUAUGCUAUAUAUCAGUACCGAUUAUGUGUUCGAUGGCACGAGUCCACCUUACAAACCUAUGGAUAAGCCAAACCCGUUAAACAAGUACGGAAAAAGUAAGCUGGCAGGAGAGAAAGUGGUGCAGACCUGUGUCUCUGAUUCGGGAAUCCUCCGAAUUCCAAUUUUGUACGGAAACGUGGAAUAUUUGAAGGAAAGUGCCGUCACAGGUUUGUAG